AUGCGAUUUCUCGCGAUUUUCGUCGUUUGCCUGUACGCUGUGCUGGUACAAACCACUCCAGUCGAGAAGGAGCAACGCAUUCAUAAUGGCCAAAUGGCGGAGCCCGGACAGUUUCCGUAUGCGGCCGGAUUGAUCUUGGCCACUGGAAUCUGCGGUGGAUCGCUAAUUUCACCGAACUACGUUCUAACAGCCGCUCAGUGCAUCGUUAACGUAGAAAAGGUUACCGUUGUGUUGGGUAGCACCCGAAUCUUCGACCAAACCGACGAGAAUCAGGUCCGAUUGGAAGCGACGCAGUUACUCGUCCAUCCGGGAUACGAGAUAGCGGGAGAAAUUUUCGAUGUCGGAUUAGUACAGCUUCCCAGCACUGUAACUAUUUACAGACCGAUUCGACUGCCAAACCUUCGCCAGGUGGAUGCAACCUUCGUCGGACAGGAAGCGACCGUCAUCGGAUGGGGAUUUGUCGGCAAUAGUGGACCACAAUCGCCGGAUUUGCUGUUCGCUAGAAUGCCAGUGGUUUCAGUAGUAUCCUGUCGGCUGAGUCUGCCGACGCAGCAAAUCACCGACAAUCAUAUCUGCACAAAUUCGGAAUUGAGCGCACCCUGCAGCCAAGACUACGGCAGUCCACUAACCGUUGUGGAUGUCGAUGGAAUCACCACUCAGAUUGGGACAAUGCGUGGACUAAGAAACAUUCUACUUUUAACCUUUUCCGUGGUGGCUGUCGCUGCGGUUUACCCUUCGGCACCAACCGGAUCCCAGCGUAUCUCCGGAGGAACCAUCGCAUCGCCCACGGACGUCCCAUGGGCUGUCGGAGUAAUCAUCCACGGAGGAACUUCCGGACAUGACUUUUGCAGUGGUGUCCUGAUCUCCAGCCGUUUUGUUCUAACUGCAGCUAACUGUAUUUCCGGGGCAAACACGGUAACUGUGGCUUUGGACGCCGCUGACUUCACCAGCAUCGGAACACUGAUCGGAGUGUCGAACGUGUUGAUACAUCCGAACUUCAGCUGGCUGCUUGGUAGAGACGAUAUUGCCAUUCUGACCCUGAAUCAGGAAGCUCCCAUCAACGAUAGUACAAUCAGAGCGGUUCAGAUGCCCCGCCGAUCGGACGUCGGCAAGAGUUUCGUCGACUGGGUUGCCACUACGGCUGGCUGGGGAAAUACCGGCAAUCGUGAUAAUGAACCUAUUCCGACUCAACAUCUGCAGUUUGCCACAGAUACGGUGACAUCUAAUCUAGCCUGUCAGUUAUCGUACACCUGGGUGCGGAGUACUCACAUCUGUGUCGCAACGAACAAUGGAGGGCCGUGUAAUGGAGAUGAAGGAGGUCCAGUUACGGUCCGUGAAGCAGGUCGAAUCGUUUUGAUUGGUAUCCAUUCAUUCCAUUUCAACGGAAUCCGUGGCUGCGAUCGUGGACGAUCGGCAGUACACACUCGAAUCACAGAAUAUCUGGACUGGAUCGAGGCAAAUACGGAUGUGAUUAUUCCGGCAUAG
Molecule: messenger RNA, 1485 nt
Organism: Sabethes cyaneus
Lineage: Eukaryota; Metazoa; Arthropoda; Insecta; Diptera; Culicidae
Product: serine protease 53-like
Exons: 4
Coding region: 1-1485 (494 amino acids)
Biological process (GO): proteolysis
Molecular function (GO): serine-type endopeptidase activity
Source: RefSeq, a predicted model, not a curated record